Anopheles nili is the source of this 1309-nucleotide messenger RNA. RefSeq names its product thioredoxin reductase-like selenoprotein T homolog CG3887 (gene SelT). The coding region runs from base 252 to 860 and encodes 202 amino acids. Gene Ontology annotation, cellular component: endoplasmic reticulum membrane. Gene Ontology annotation, molecular function: thioredoxin-disulfide reductase (NADPH) activity. Lineage: Eukaryota; Metazoa; Arthropoda; Insecta; Diptera; Culicidae. The record is from RefSeq and is a predicted model, not a curated record. Gene Ontology annotation, biological process: cell redox homeostasis. The transcript has 3 exons.
UUAAAUCAGCGGUAAAUUGUAACCAUGUGACAAGGCUAGCUAAAGCUCAGGGAUAGUUCAAGUCGUUCGCAAACAUAAACGGCCAUAUCGGCCUACAUCGUAAAACGAAGAAGAAGAGGAGGCAAAAACUAAGCCAUAGCACAUAGCCAAAACGCGAAGUGUGGAGAUUGACUAGAGACCCGCAUUUACUAAACUAAUUAGAGUGGAAACGUUGCCCCGAUACCCAAUAGAUAUUACCACGUGUAGGUAAAAUGUUACAUUCACUGAUAAGAAGGCACUUUAAGCUUCUGGCCGUGGUGCUGCUGGCCGGUGUGGCUCUGAGCACGGUUGUGGCCGAAAAGGAAAUACCAUUGACCAAGUUCAGCCAGGAUGUUGGCGGUUACGGUGCUACGAUGACGUUCCUCUACUGUUAUUCCUGCGGCUAUCGCAAAGCAUUCGAUGAUUACUACAACAUCAUUCGCGAGAAGUAUCCUGAAAUUACGAUCCGCGGUGGAAACUAUGAUCCGUCCGGGUUCAACAUGCUGUUGUCGAAGGUGUUGCUGAUCACCAAGCUCCUACUGAUCAUCGCCCUGAUGUCCAACUACGACAUCAGCCGCUACAUUGGCAACCGGUUCGCCCCAUGGUGGCAGUGGUGCUUCAACAACAAGCUGUACGCAUCGAUGAUGAUAUUUUUCCUUGGCAACACCAUAGAAGCUCAGCUCAUAUCAUCGGGCGCUUUUGAGAUAACGCUUAACGAUGUGCCCGUGUGGUCGAAGCUAGAGACAGGUCGAUUUCCAGCACCACAAGAGAUGUUCCAGAUCAUCGAUAAUCAUCUCCAGUUCACCAAUAAGAUCGAACCAAAUCCAGAUUUCGUUAAAUAAGCGACGGCGGGCGAUGUAAGGUGAUUCGUUUAUUUCGUUCUCAGUAGUUGUUUUUGUGUUCUUUUAGUUGAUUUUGUUUUCGUGUCAACAGAAUACACAUGUAUUCUGUUCUGCAAUAUUUUUGUUUCGUUCUCCAUGUUUCUUAAUUGUUUUGUUGGUGUCGUUUUACGAUGUAAAGACAGUUACAUUUUACCGGGAGAAAGGACUUGAUCAGGGGCAUUUUUUUUCAUUUCUGCAAGGGUUCGUUCACCUUUGAAAACACUCCUUUUCCUUUUCCCUAUUCGUCGACGCCGCAGUAUCGAUAGAUAUUCAACAUGUUUUACCAGUAACCGUGAACACAAUAAGAUACAAAACACGCUGAACUAGACUAUAGGUGUAAGGCAAUCUAUUCGGUGGGUAGUAUGGUGGAAAGUGUGUUGUAUCCGUGCUGAAUUGAAUAAAAUAAUUUA